Messenger RNA from Prunus dulcis (almond), 2415 nucleotides. Its product is annotated as cell division cycle protein 48 homolog. The transcript has a single exon. Gene Ontology annotation, molecular function: ATP hydrolysis activity; polyubiquitin modification-dependent protein binding; ATP binding. Gene Ontology annotation, biological process: retrograde protein transport, ER to cytosol; autophagosome maturation; mitotic spindle disassembly. The coding region runs from base 1 to 2415 and encodes 804 amino acids. Gene Ontology annotation, cellular component: VCP-NPL4-UFD1 AAA ATPase complex; cytosol; nucleus. The record is from RefSeq and is a predicted model, not a curated record. NCBI's taxonomy places the organism in Eukaryota, Viridiplantae, Streptophyta, Magnoliopsida, Rosales, Rosaceae.
AUGACCAACAAAGCUGAUCAAUCUUCGGACACUGGGGGUUCAAAGAAGGACUUCACUACGGCAAUCCUUGACCGCAAGAAGGCUGUGCAUCGCCUUGUUGUGGAUGAAGAUAUCCAUGGCGACAACUCUGUCGUCAAGCUCCACCCAGAGUCUAUGGAGAGGCUCCAGCUAUUUCGUGGGGACACAAUCUUGAUCAAGGGAAAGAAAAGGAAGGACACAGUCUGCAUUAUAGUUGCUGAUGACAAAUGUGAGGAACCAAAGAUAAGGAUAAACAAGGUUGUCAGGAGCAACCUACGGGUUAGGCUUGGAGAUGUCGUUUCUGUUUACCAAUGCGCUGAUGUCAAGUAUGGAAAACGUGUUCACGUACUUCCUGUGGAUGACAGUAUCCAAGGGGUCACUGGAAAUCUGUUUGAUACAUAUUUGAGACCUUAUUUUUUCGAGGCCUACCGACCCGUGAGGAUGGGUGAUCUCUUCCUUGUGAGAGGAGGGAUGAGGAGUGUGGAGUUCAAGGUUGUCGAAACUGACCCUCCUGAGUACUGCGUGGUGGCUCCCGACACCGAAAUCUUCUGUGACGGGGAGCCUGUGAGAAGGGAGGAUGAGGAGAGGUCAUUAGAUGAGGUUGGAUAUGAUGAUGUUGGUGGAGUAAGGAAACAGAUGGCUCAGAUUCGGGAGUCGGUGGAGCUCCCGCUGAGGCAUCCUCAGCUGUUUAAGAUAAUUGGUGUAAAACCACCAAAGGGUAUUCUGUUGUAUGGACCUCCUGGAACUGGUAAGACUCUAAUUGCCCGUGCUGUGGCUAAUGAGACUGGGGCAUUCUUUUUCUGCAUCAAUGGACCAGAAAUCAUGUCCAAACUGGCUGGGGAGAGCGAAAGCAACCUCAGGAAAGCUUUUGAGGAAGCAGAGAAGAAUGCACCAUCAAUCAUCUUUAUUGAUGAGAUCGAUUCAAUUGCUCCCAAGAGAGACAAGACAAAUGGAGAAGUUGAGAGGAGGAUUGUUUCCCAACUCUUGACACUCAUGGAUGGACUAAAAUCCCGUGCGCAUGUAAUUGUUAUCGGGGCUACAAAUCGUCCAAAUAGCAUUGAUCCAGCUCUCAGAAGGUUUGGAAGAUUUGAUAGGGAAAUAGAUAUUGGUGUGCCAGAUGAAGUUGGGCGUCUUGAGGUUCUGCGUAUUCAUACCAAGAACAUGAAGCUUGCUGAAGAAGUUAAUUUAGAAAAGAUAGCUGAGGACACACAUGGUUAUGUUGGUGCUGAUCUAGCUGCUUUGUGUACAGAGGCUGCACUCCAAUGCAUCAGAGAGAAGAUGGAUGUGAUUGACUUAGAAGAUGAGGAAAUAGAUGCCGAGAUACUUAAUUCAAUGGCAGUUACAAACGAGCACUUGCAGACGGCUCUUGGCACGAGCAACCCAUCCGCUCUUCGUGAAACAGUUGUUGAGGUGCCGAAUGUUAGUUGGAAAGAUAUCGGAGGUCUUGAGAAUGUAAAGAGGGAACUUCAAGAGACGGUUCAAUAUCCAGUGGAGCAUCCUGAGAAAUUUGAGAAAUUUGGAAUGUCACCCUCAAAGGGAGUUCUUUUCUAUGGCCCUCCUGGAUGUGGUAAAACUCUUCUUGCCAAAGCUAUUGCCAAUGAGUGUCAAGCAAACUUCAUCAGUGUCAAGGGACCUGAAUUGCUUACAAUGUGGUUUGGAGAGAGUGAGGCCAAUGUACGUGAAAUUUUCGACAAGGCCCGUGGAUCUGCUCCAUGUGUCCUGUUCUUUGAUGAACUUGAUUCCAUUGCUACGCAGAGAGGUAGCAGCGUAGGCGAUGCUGGGGGUGCUGCUGAUAGGGUACUGAACCAACUCCUUACAGAAAUGGAUGGAAUGUCUGCAAAGAAAACUGUUUUCGUCAUUGGGGCCACCAACAGGCCUGACAUUAUAGACCCUGCACUUCUACGUCCAGGCCGUCUGGAUCAGUUGAUUUACAUCCCUCUCCCUGACGAAGAAUCUCGCCAUCAAAUAUUUAGGUCUUGCUUGAGGAAAUCUCCUGUUUCCAAAGAUGUGGGCAUCAGAGCCCUUGCCAAGUACACCCUAGGAUUUAGUGGUGCUGAUAUAACAGAAAUAUGCCAGCGUGCGUGCAAAUAUGCCAUUAGAGAAAACAUUGAGAAGGAUAUUGUGAGGGAUAGGAGGAAAAAUGAGAACCCUGAGGCUAUGGAGGAGGAUGUUGAUGAUGAAGUGGCAGAGAUCAUGGCAGCUCAUUUCGAGGAAUCGAUGAAGUAUGCUCGUAGGAGUGUUAGUGAUGCUGAUAUCCGUAAAUACCAGACAUUUUCUCAGACAUUGCAGCAGUCAAGAGGGUUGGGAACAGAAUUCAGGUUUGCAGACAGAGCUGCUGGAUAUGACCCUUCUGCAACUGCUUCUGCUGGGGCUGAUGAAGAUGACUUAUACAGUUAG